Molecule: messenger RNA, 558 nt
Organism: Merops nubicus (carmine bee-eater)
Lineage: Eukaryota; Metazoa; Chordata; Aves; Coraciiformes; Meropidae
Product: microtubule-associated tumor suppressor 1 homolog
Exons: 5
Cellular component (GO): cytoplasm; nucleus
Molecular function (GO): microtubule binding
Source: RefSeq, a predicted model, not a curated record
AGGGAGGAAGUGCUGGAACAUCGUAAAGAGUUAUCUCAAGAACUAAUUAACCUUCGAAGAGAACUAGUAACUACUUCUGCAGCUUGUGAGAAAUUGGAGAGAGACAGGAAUGAACUGCAAGUUGCUUAUGAAGGGUUUUUGCAGAAGUUAAACCAGCAACAUCACAGUGAUCUGGCUGAGCUGGAGGAGAGGCUUAAACAGUUUUACACUACAGAAUGUGAGAAACUCCAAAGUAUCUGCAUUGAAGAAGCUGAAAAGUACAAAGCGCAGCUCCAGGAGCAGGUGGACAACUUAAAUAUCACACAUGAAAACUUUAAGCUGGAACUUGAAAACAGCCACUCAGAAAAAGUAGAGGAGCUGAAAAAAGAGUAUGAAUCCUCUUUUUCAGAGCUGAAGAGUGCCCAUGAGUCUGAAAAGAAGUUGCUUGAGGAGUCCUUUAAAGAGAAGCAGGAAUUGCUAGAGAAAAGAAUCGAAGAGUUAAAAUGUGAAAAUGACUCACUGACUGAGAAGUUGAAAUUAGAAGAGCAAAAACAAAUAGCCAAAGAAAAAGCCAUUCUU